CUGCUGUGGACAUUUGUGCCUGCUAUCAAAUUACCCAGUGUGCAAUGCCUGGGAAGCACGCAUGACCAGAGGAACUGAGCGACUCCGAAUCGAAAGCCCAGACGAAGAAUGAAGGCUCGUGCUCCACCUCCACCAAACCAAACUCCUGCCACCUGUACAGUUAAUAAUGAACACAAAUUACCUACAGACCUGGGAGCGCUGCCUGAUCAGGGUGUGAUAAAUAUGAAGGAAAAUCUGAUUAACAGGACGGUGGACUUUAUAGUAGUUUUUCCAGAUGGAGAAGAACAGAAAACUACUGUGCAUGGCAGUAAAGCUGUGAUGGACCUCUUAGUUGACUUGUGCAGCCGGUACCACUUAAAUCCAGCCUAUCACACCCUGGAGCUGCAGUCUUCAGGGACCCAACAGACUUUGAGUUAUAAGCCAAACACUUUGAUAGGGGCACUGGAUGUAUGGAAGAUACUUCUGAAGGAGAAGGUUCCUGAAGGAAAGGCGAAGCGGCCUCCUCCGCCCAAAAUUCCUGAGAAAACAGUGAGGCUGGUCGUAAACUAUCUCAAGACACAAAAGGCAGUGGUUCGAGUGAGUCCCGAGGUUCCUCUCCAAAGUAUCAUCCCAGCGAUUUGUGAGAAAUGUGAGGUCAGUCAGGAAUGCCUUGUCCUCUUGAGAGAUACCUUCACUGGGGAGGAACUGGAACUUACAAAGUCAUUGAAUGAACUGGGAAUAAAAGAGCUCUAUGCGUGGGAUAGGAAAAGAGUUCUUUCAUCAAAAGCUCAGUCUGAACCUUCUCUGAACAAUAGAGAAACAAGAAGAUACUCAACCAGCUGUGACACAACAGAAAAAGAAAAGAAACGAUUUCUGGGAUUUUUCAAGACUAAUAAAAUGAACAUUAAGGCAGAAGAGUGUUCGAUGAGGACGGCUGGGGAUUAUGGCAGCGAAGAACCUUUAAAGUCCACAACAGAAAGUGAACCGUACCUUGAUGGAGUUGCAACAGCUCCAUACUCUUCUUCAGUGGAUUCACGUUCCUUUACUUUGGGUCCAUCACAGUCUUUGGGGAACAUCUCAGGAAUUACUGGAAGCACCGAAAUGAAAAAGAGGAGAGCUCCUCCACCCCCAGUGGGGAUUCCUCAGAUGCAGGGCGGGGAGACGAGCAGUCCAGAGAAAACACCGAGUCAGAUUUCCCCAAGCGAAUCGCAAAAUGAUUUACAGAAGAAAAAACGGCGUGCCCCUCCCCCACCGACUCCUCCAAUACAGAACAGGACAGAAGAAAUGGAAGACAAGAGGAAAAGCACCGUUGGUAAUGGACGGCAUGUGCCACGAAAGCCUCCUAGAGGCAACCCACGUGGCCCACCCCAGUUAGUGAUCCCCCCACCCCCACCAUACCCUCCUCCUGACAGAGAUACUAUGGAUCCAACCGUAUUGUACAGUGAAGCCGAUGUUACAGACCCACCCAAGCUGGUGCCUAAACGCAAUUUACACCUUUCGCGUGAUAUUUCUAGCAUGGAAGAUGUAGCUCUGGAACUGUCAGAAACAGAGGACACGAUCUCUGUUAGCAGCUGCUUCACCUCAGAGGACACCACAGAAGAUUCAGGUGUUAUGAGUUCCCCCUCUGAUGUUGUCUCAUUGGAGUCUCAGAAUGACAGCGUGAGGUCAAGAGACAAGUCCAUCGGGGCCCAGGAGACCUUGACCGAGAUGGAGUCCAUGUAUGUUGAACAGACGUGCUCUGUAAGGAAUGCAUUCUCCAGUAGUGAUGAGUCUGGAAUCGUUUCCCAAAGUAGCAGGGAUGAGGACGAAAUGAUGGAAGCUAAGUUUGAAAACGCAGAUGUGUUCAUAGCUACUCAGACCUUGGCUGCAUUGGACAAAGACCUAAUGGCGAUGGAGAGUAUGCAGGAUGAUUCUGAAAGCGGAUCUGUAUCUAGUGAGACGAAUGGCUCACCCCUCCCUUUUUCACGGGAUGCUGAGACUGCCCAAGAUGUUCCAGUUCCUGUGCCAGUGACGAUAAUAGAUGAAAUUCCCGAAACUGACAUUAUAAUCCACCCCACUAGAGAGGAAGGAGAACCUUUGUUUUCUGAGUCAGGGGCUAAUGAACAUAUUUCAGCUGAUGCCAUUAUCCUAGGGAAGCUUACUAAUGAAAAUAAUAAUGCUGGUUCUUUGAGCAAGGGAUCUGUAGAUGGUAUAUCCUCCAGUUUAUCCAAGAGCUUAUCACAACAACAGUCACCUAAAGAAGAGUUUGGACGCCAAACUGAGAAAGAGCAGAUAUAUAUAUCGGAGACACACACACCUUCCUGUGAAAAAACGGACAUGAAGGAUGUGUCCCUGGAAAUCCUCACAAAAAAUGGUUCUGAGUCUGAAAGAUCCAAAGUGAUUUCUUCCAACUUUACUGUUAUGAGUGAAAGAAAUAGAACAAAGGAGAAAGUAAAACAAUCGAAAGAGGAUAAUACCAAGGAAGGACUUCCAAGCAAAAUAAAAUCUGAAUUGGAGUUCAGAUAUGCAUCAACAAAAGACCCAGAUGAGCAGCAAAGUAUCUCUACGCCAUCUUUAUGGUGUUACCGUGUUCGCAAUGGAACCACAAACUAUGAACCUAAAAUAGGUCUGACCACCUUUAAAGUUGUACCUCCCAAACCUGAAGUGAAAUAUUUUGACAGAGAUGCCUCCCUUUCUACUGGUGCCAUUAAAAUAGAUGAAUUGGGCAACAUGGUGGCUCUAAAUGCUGGUAGUAUAAAAAAGGUCACAGUAAAUACGACUUCAAGUGAACCAGAGGAAACUCUCAUUGGGAGAGCCAAAGCAUACUGGAGAUCUAAUUCUCUGAAAACACCAUUGGGGGAGUCUCCAGUAGGCUUUCCCACCAAGCCAGCAGUCAUCAAACCCCUCAGUAAAAUAGGUGAAACAAAGCCUGGCUCCCUUGCAAGUCUGAAGGCAGCAACAGCACCACUAGCUGCUUCCAGGACAGUUGACAAUCAUGUUGGGCCUUGCGGGGGGAAGCCCCUCAUUUAUGCCACACCGUCUUCAGUUAAAAUGCUAACGACUCCAGUGGUCAAGACAGAUAAGAUGGAGCUCCCAUUUCAGAAGCCCCUGAGAAGAACAUCAAGCCAUUAUGUAGCCUCUGCCAUUGCAAAAUGCAUCGAUCCGCUCCAGUUUAAAACCAGUCAAGAAAGGCAUGACAAAGUAGAAGAGAUGAGGGAUGGAGAAGUGGGGAAAACUGAAACAGAACCACUUCCCAAAAGAUGCAUUAUUUUGGCCAAAACCUGCCCAGGAGAAAUGCAGCCAGCAGAAACAAAAAAAUCUUACGUAGAUAUCUUCAGUUGCAGCCAAAAUGCAUCCAACACUCUACCACUUGGUGCUCAUUCCAAGAUAAGAAAUAGCACUCAUUGCUACAGGGAGCCAUUUACCACAAUACCUUCUAAAGGUGGUGGUCUCACAGGAGAGAAGCCCAGAUGGGGUUCAAUAGAAAAUGUAGUUGUUAGAGAGACGUCUUCUAUAUUUAAUCAAAGGAGGGAGCAAACAGAUGAGGCUAACCUUCCCUUCUUCCUUCGUUCAUCCAACAAUUUCUCAUCUUCCACCACUUCCAGCUCUUCUGGGAAGUCAGCCGAGGGGCAGCCUAUCAACAGUAGACCAUCAGAGUUAGAUGGAACAACUCUUGUUAAUCACGUAGUUUCAGAAAAAGAUGAAAAACUUGGCAGUGCAUGUGAAAGCAAAAGGGUAGAGUCUGAUGUGGGAGGCGAUGAUAAAGUUUUUGGGCCAAAGAAGAAGUUUAAGCCAGUCAUCCAGAAGCCACUUCCAAAAGAUACGUCUCUGCACAGUGCUUUAAUGGAAGCCAUCCAGAAUGCAGGAGGAAGAGAAAAUCUCCGAAAGAUUUCACCCAACAUGGCGAAUGGACCUCAGAAGAAGCCACUAAUCACAGAACAAGAGAACGAGCGCUCUGCCCUUCUGGCAGCCAUUAGAGGUCACAGUGGAGCCUCAAAGUUGAGAAAGAUCUCUUCAUCUGCUUCUGAAGAGCUUCAGAGUUUCCAAAAAGCAGAAGCAGCCUUGCAAAACAGAGAGGCCUCUACAACAGAGCAACGGGGGAAUCAGCUGCUGCCAUCGCCGCUGCCUCCUCCUCCUCCACCACCACCACCUCAAGUGACAAUGAAAACUCCUAGGUACAUUGCAAGUCCAAGAACGGACAGCCCAGGGGAUGCAAGGCAGGCACUAAUGGAAGCAAUCCGCUCGGGAACUGGGGCGGCGCGUUUGAGAAAGGUCCCUCUGCUUGUCUGAAUACUAAAUGCUCCAGUCAUCCGUUUCGUAUGCAAUUUCUCAUGCAUUUCUUACUGGUUUGAAUGGACACCCAUGGCAAAAGGAUUCCAAGAAGUUUACAGGCCAAAAAUAAGCUGCAUUUUCUGUGUUUCUCUCUAUUUUUUAUUUGGUUCACAGGUUGCUACACGGCUUCUGUGCCAAGGAUCUGUGGGUCCCUUGCCCCCAAAUAGUCACACCGUGCCAAUAACACUAUUCUAAAUGGCAGGUUAAUUAGCUGGUGAACACUUUUUGCUGUGUGUACUCAGCACCGACAUAUUUUUGCUUGUUCACAGUUAAAAAUAUGUAGCUGUUCUGUACCAUUUAGUUCAUUUCUUUUUAAAAACAAAAGCAAUUUAAAACCUCAGAGUAUACAGACUAUAGAUCUGUUAAAAUGGGAUGGAAGGAUUAUAACAGAAACCCAGUGGUUUGAAUUACCACAUGCUGAAGUCACUGCUUGUUAGAAUCAAGCAAGAUUGAUUAGCUGCAACAUUUUGACCAAGCUAGUUAUCACUAUAGAUUCAGAGAUCACUAGGGAUCCAUAUGACAGGCUAUUUAAGGGGAUAUAAAGUACAUAACGGGACGCGGGUGGUGCUGUGGUCUAAACCACUUACCCUAGGACUUGCUAAUCAGAAGGUUGCCGGUUCGAAUCCCCGCGACGGGG
Molecule: messenger RNA, 4927 nt
Organism: Podarcis muralis (Common wall lizard)
Lineage: Eukaryota; Metazoa; Chordata; Lepidosauria; Squamata; Lacertidae
Source: RefSeq, a predicted model, not a curated record